AUGAAAACAGCACGGUUAAAACAAAUUAGAAAAUUGGUAAAAAGCCUGGAGAAAGUCGGGUACAGGGCGCCCUUCAACAUCCUAGCGGACCAUAACUUUCUGUCCACGUAUAACAACUCGCAAAUGAGCCUGGAUGUGCUUGAGAAGCUGCUGAAUGGAAAGAUUCGAAUAUGCACAACCCUCUGCGAGUACAAAAGAUACACAGAGCUUGUUAAGGACAAAAAGCUCAUUGGAUACGUUGCUCUUAAGAAGUGCACACACAAAGACGAGUUUAGAACACGCGAGUGUCUUACCGAAAUGGUCGGAGAAAACAAUCCCCACCACUACUUCCUGGGAAUAUCGCCAAAGCACAAACAAAUCAAGGAAGAGCUGAAGAUACCAAUCAUAUUCAUGCGCUCGGGCGUGCUGUGUCUCGAGAUAGGAGACAUCUCUGCAAAGGAAAUAGAAAAAAAAACAGAGUCUACUGGGCUGUCGGACAAAGAAAGAAAAAGACUCGAUGAAUUAUUUAAUGAGUAG
Molecule: messenger RNA, 516 nt
Organism: Nematocida minor
Lineage: Eukaryota; Fungi; Microsporidia
Product: U3 small nucleolar RNA-associated protein 23
Exons: 1
Coding region: 1-516 (171 amino acids)
Cellular component (GO): nucleolus; small-subunit processome
Molecular function (GO): small ribosomal subunit rRNA binding
Source: RefSeq, a predicted model, not a curated record